This is a messenger RNA of Struthio camelus australis, 2894 nucleotides long. The record is from RefSeq and is a predicted model, not a curated record. Lineage: Eukaryota; Metazoa; Chordata; Aves; Struthioniformes; Struthionidae.
AGUACUGCGAACAAGAUGGCUGCAACUGGACUGUACAAAAUGGGUGACGGAAGCAGCUAUGCAACUAACUGCUUCCCUGCCAGGAACAUUUUGCGCACAAACAAAGAAGGGGCUGGGUGCUGGCUGCUGGCACGCAGAACUACCAGGAGGGCCCGGAUCGAGCAGGGAAUCCCUGGAGAGAAGCAUCAGAAGAGGAGAAAGCCCCAAAGUUCGGCCUCUGCAGAAGAAGACAAUAUCCUAGAUGAGCCAUUUCUGAUGAAGCAUCACUGUUUGAAGAACCCUUCUGACUUGUGCUCUGUGAAUAUAAGCAACCAAAAUCUGGUCUCUGCUAAAGAAGAUGAUUUUGAGAAAUUUGACUGUGUUGCUUUUAUAAACGCUGCAGAAAACCUGUUGACAUUAGAGGCAUUUCGGAAGUUUCCAGAACUGCGGGAACUGGAACUUUCCUUGAAUGGACUAAGAAAUCUGAAAAUCACUGCUGGAGACUUCCUGCAUUUGGAAGGUCUGGACCUCUCAUACAAUAAUUUAUCCCCUGAGGAUAUUUGGACUUUGGGAGAUUUGUCCCAACUCAAGGUCCUUCACUUGACGGCCAACGGGCUUCGGUCGCUGCCUCCUGACCUGGCAGGCUCGUGGGACUCUGCUCAUUUAAGGUUUCCGUCUCUAGAGGUCUUGUUGCUGGAUGACAAUCGCCUGUCAGACCCGUGUGUCUUUGUGAGCCUGUCUAAUCUCUGCAGCCUGAGGGAACUGAAUCUGGACAAGAAUGAGAUUUCAGCUGUCCCCUACCUGCAUCAAGCAGAGAGCACACACUUCUUCCUCCACCCGGCGCUGGAUGACAACAGCUUCAGAGCAGAGUGGUACAAGUCCCUGAGCAGCCUCAGGCAGGAGGCCCAGCCACCACAGCGCAAGGGCACAGACGGGCCAGCAGAGCUGGAGGCGAAGAAAGAGCAGCUCGAAUAUGUCGUGUUACAGAACACCAGGCAUCCAGACCGGACAGAGGUCGUUUUUAAUUCUGGCUCUCAAGAACGCCCAGUGCCGGGCGUUCCUGGGGAUGGAUGUCCUUCUGCCUCAAAGACUCUGCCCGCUCCCGCCGCACGCAGAGACAUUUGUGCUCCCUUUCCUGAACUGAAGCAUCUCAGCUUGGCCUUCAACAAGAUUGAAGAGGAGACAGAUCUCUUACCUGUGGCUUUCUUCCCGUGUCUGAAGGAGCUGACGUUUCACAGCAACCCUCUUACCACCACCCGGAGCGGGCAACCGCCUCUGCUGACGAGGCUCCUCCAGGAAAAUUUGGGGAUUAAACUUGUUCGCCAGAGCGUAGCAGUGGAGAGACUGCACCUCUCCAUGCCUCUCAAGGCCAGCCGCAAGGUCUCGUCCCAUCUCCCGAAGGUUACGAAGCAGCCCCUGAUGCUGGAAGCUCCAGCUGAGACCUUUCUGUGGAAACCCAGGAGAGACGCUGCGGCUCUGAGUCUCUCCGAGCCUCUGCCCCCAAUCAGACCAUCUGGGGAGCAGAGAGAGGGGCCGUGCGAGGGGCUGGAGGAGCCCAGGAACCCUGACGGAGCCGAAGAGGCCGUUGGAUCCUUCUUCAUGACUCAGGUGGAGGAUGUGCCCAGGCCCCCUCUGCAACCUGUGGCAGAGGACAGGCUGGAGAGGACGAGGAGCGAGCAGAGGGAAGAAGGAAGCUCCCUGGCUGUUUCAGGGCGAUACAGAGGUUACGAGGAGCUGCUCGGCGGAGACACGGACCCAGAUUUCAUCGAGCCAGUUGGGAUACAGAAGAACGUCCAGGCACUAAACUACCUCCUGAAACACCCCUUGGUUUAUCGGGACUCCAAGGCGCGACUGGACAGUGUGCAGAAACCCUACGUGCCUUGGAAAAAGUCUGGGAAGAUGCCUGGCCUGCCGGCCCGAAAGACAAAAGCAGAGGUACUAGAAGGGAUCCUGAUGGCCAUGCGAAAUACCACAACCAUCACUGAAGUCCCCCUAGUGUCUGUUUUGCAAGAGAAGAAAUCCAGCCCCAAAACAUAUCGGGAAGCACUGAGGCUAAUGAAGGACUUCCAGGAGGUGUACAGGACUCCUCCAGUGGCCCCUGACGAGGAGCAGGCUCGAGAGGAGGACAGCCCUUUGGAUGAGAUGCCAGCAAUAAAAGCCCUCCUCAUGGAGGUGGCUUCCAAGCAGUGGAGCUCCAAACAGUUAGAGCUGCCAAGGAAGAGAGUGGCCAAGAAGAUGCUCAAAGUGAAGUCUGCAGUAUAGCCAUGGUUGAAUAAAGCAUCCCACCCCGUUGUCCUCCUAGGUGAGAUUUUAUGUUACUUUGUAACUUGUUUGGAGCUAGUUUUUUUCCUCCGGAGGUUUGAAAAUGCAGUGCAGUGAGUGAAAGGAUUCAUCUGCGGCUUUCAGCCAGCGACUUCCAACUUAAAGCACCACUACAGCUCGAUUCCCUCAAUGACAGUGCCUGAAAACCAUGCUUGCUCACUGUCCUGCCCGUAGUUACUGUGAAAUAUGGUGUGCACCAGCUAUCCUUGUAGAAAACUAAUUUGUAAGAGACCUGCCACCCGCUGCAGCACACGGCUGCCAAGCGGCAGAGCUACGUGGCAGCGAUGUGACUCUGCCUAGACCUUAUCCCAGGUACCUGCAAUUUUAUCAGCGGGGCCAGUCUGACAGUUGCCUGAAGAACCUCUAGGAGGAAACGGUGUGCUCGCCCUACAAAUGAGAAGGCAAGGAGAAGAAGUGAGAAUAGCUACAGCUGUUUAAAUAAAGAGCUAAGAACUUCCAAGCAGUGCCUCCUUCUCCUUAAAAAAGCAGAUAGGUGACCGUGAAAAGCUGGUAUUUAGUGUGAGGCCUCGGGAAAGAAGAGAGUGUACACGGAGUGCCAUUAGAUGGGCAGAAAUACUGCUACCAAAAAUCCU